AUGAAUGUUCGAAGACGCAAUGUUCGUGUAGCCACUCAAAAGGUAUAUUACCUUUUCUGAAAUGCCUUGAAAGCCAUUUAGUUAAAAGUUCGGUGUUUGGCAUACAUCCUCAAGCGCGAAUCAGGCUAUGGUCGUCGUUUCGACUCGACCAAUGUCAAAGCUAUUUGUGGCAGGUUGCCUUUCAUCUGGGAAGGCAGAGGAUUCUCGUUGAACGGACUUGACAAAGUGUUUGCUUCCCAGUGGCUCUCAAAUGAUCAGGUCAUUUUGGGGUCUAAAUGCAACCACCUUGCGCUUCUUAACUGUCUUACGAGAGAACUUCAGCUUAUUCCCCUACUGGAAGAAACCGGCACGUACGAACCUCCCUUACCUGUUUCACGUAUUCAGAAUUUGUAAUCCCGAAGUCAAAUGUGCCUCUGGCAUCCAUGCUAUUCAGUUGAAUCCGUCACAGACUUUUUUGGCUACCGGAGGCAAAAACAUUACAACAGUUGGAGUGUACAGUCUGCCAGAACUUUCCCCCUUUUGUAUUUUUCAGGUAACUUAUUAUAUUCUGUCAUGGUUAUACCUCUGUGUUGUUCUUCGACCGGAGGAGCAACAUAGAAUAUACCUCUCCCCAAUACGUCCCUAACACGCGUUUCUUGUUUGGCUAACAAGUGUAGAACAUAAGAAUGCUUCGAUGACUACUGAGCUUUAUCAAAGACCUUGCUUCCUAUAAUUCGAAAGUGGCUCGGCAAUUCUUACGUCCUUCACGUCAGCUAUUUGCCGCCCUGUAUUGAUUGUCGUCAGUGUUUCACUAGCGAUAGCUCACUGACUCAAUUAUCACGUGCGCUGUCUUCUGAGUUUUAGUGUCAGGUUCAUCAUUUCUUAGAGAAUAGGCUGAAUUCCUCUUCUCAAAUUACCGUUAGUAAAGUGAGUAAUGGCCAUUGUCCCGGCCGUUCAGAUUUCACCUUGCGCCUUGAGAUUGUUCUGACCGAAAGUUCCAAAAUAUGAGCGCUGAUAGCCGUUUACUUGAAGCCACUUCCACCGAGAAAGGUUUUUGUAUUUAGAUAGAAUGCAUGUUGUCUUUAUCACGUGCUUUUCUGAUCCGCGUCACUUCUUCAUCUUCAGAAACAUCACAAAAAUUGUGUCUUCGACAUCAGGUGGCUUGAUGAUGCCUGCCUUGCCUCAUGUUCUCGAGAUUCGUCCCUGGCGCUCUGGCGUUUACCGUGUCCUGAAAAAGUUAGCUCGCAGCCAGAGCGCUUAUCGUCCUCUUUUAUCGGUCGUAUGUCUCCCUCCGUUGAUUAUCAGGCAAUUAGCACUCCUAUGGCCAGUGUUGUAUCUGAACUCCCGGACGACCGAUUUCGCGCUUUGGAGUACUUGCCCUCAAGGAAUAUGUUUGCCCUUGUUUCAAUGUCUAGGCAUUUUUACCUCUACGACGCAGAAAGACUGUUCGGUGGUGACUCCCAACGACCCUUUCAUACAAUUUUUCUGCGCUAUUCCGACAGGGUAAUUUUAAUUUUGUUUGUUGAUACACUGUUCUUAGCUUUAUCUUUGUAUCUUUCGGUACAAUCAUUUUUCAGAGUAUUGUAAGUGUCGAGCAAUAGCUUUUUUAACAGUCAUAUUGAGAACUACAACUAACGUGUCACGGCCUCCUAAGUUGUUAGCCAGAAACCCUGUCACCCAUGACGUUUCGCCGCCUUGACUGACUAACUCUAGAUUCACCUCGUAGCUGACUCACGUAGCCGGCAUGUUUUUGGCAUUCUGAACGGCCGUAGAUGUGAUAGUACCGUUGCUAUAUUAAACCGACAUUUUUUGUUCUUAAGAUGUAUUGUCAGAAAGUUUUUCCCAUUAUUCGACUCACAAAGGUUUUGGAGCGUUCUUUUUGCAACUCCUUUUUAUUCCUCACAGCACGGUAAUUUGUACCAGAGGCCUUUGCUGUGCAUCACGUUCCACGAUUUCCAAUUGUAGGUCGUCUGUAUGCUAGCCAUAUUUGUGGUGCGACUACUCUAACUGUUUGAGAUUUCUCCUACUGUUGUUGAAUAGUUUGCAUCGGCGCAGGGUAAGGUAGGGCCUCCACAAAUUACCUGCCCUGGUUUAACAUGUUCUAACUAUGCUAGAGCAGAUUUAGGACCCUGCAGCUUUUCGUUUACAAGACUAAAAUGCCAACAGGCUCAAAUUCACUAGGGAAUCUGCCGCCGACCAUCUUCAAUAGGUGACCAUUAUCGUGGAUCGGCAACGUAGCACCGGCUUAGUCGGUCGUAAUAGAUUCCAUCAAAAAUAAAAGUGGUAAAGCACUGUCUCUACUUUUAUAUAUAAAAAACGCAAACCGCUGCUAGCUAAACGCGGGCCAUCAUAGAUUAUAUGAGUAAUCCGCGACCACUUGUGUGAUGCUUGUACUUGGCAUGACCGUUAUCAUGUUUGACCUUGCCAUCAUCGAUUAUAUGCCCGACCAUAAUCCUCUAUGUAUGAAAAUCUGCAGUAGCGGAUCUGAUGAUUUUGACCCCUUCGUUUUUCCCGCAUCGGAAACCUAAUAUCGAAAGUCCAAGAACUACCUUUGUGUCUUGGCCGACUAUAUGAACCAGGUUCUUGUUUGACUUUCUCCCUGCUGCCUCUCAGUUUACAGCGGCACUGAAAUCGUGGGAUUGGCAAUGAAAAGUGUGUUCAGACUACCUCGGCCGUCUUUUGAUGACCUAAGAUAUUCUCCUGGCGGUUGCAGCGAGUGUGGAUAUUUUUAUCUGGGGCAGAUUAGGCGUACUUCAGUAAGAGGGUGGUUAUCAGGCAACCGUUGCCAAACACUUGCAGUUUUCGCCCGUCUCCUACGCGCAUAUUCCAGUAGAUAUGGGUCUUAUGCCAAUAAAAGUAUCACGGUGGGUUCAUAUGCACGUAGAGCUUACAAAGGCUGUGAGCGACAUGGACUCAGGAAACGGUGUCAUUCUUGCCCUGCGUGCUGGGCAGAAAUGUUGCUUCCAGGUAUUCAUGGCUGUUCAUUGCUUGAAGUUGACAGCUGUCAAUCACGACGGGUGCCGUCUGCUGAUGAGGCAUGCAUCACGUUAUGCAGAUUACCAAAGCUUGACGCUCGUAUGGUUAUAUUGUUAGCGUAGCAGAGGUUCAGCCGGCCACUGGGUGUAAAUCGACAUCAAAACCGCGUACGACUCUUCCGAGAUCCCAGUCAAUGAAAUAAUUAAACAAGCUGGGCGACAUAAUGUAACCUUGUCGGACGCUAGACCAGAUGUGGAGCGAUUGGCGGAGAUUCCUGUAGAUAAAGGCAGCUCAGUGGUGGAGCAGUCUUAAUCAUUGUGAUAACUUUUGCUGGCAUAACCUCUAGUUCCAUUUUCCGCCACGGGGACUCGCAAUGCGCGGAAUUGAUGCGGAAUUGACCUUUUCUGCAACAUGUAUGGGACUUAUGCUGCGGUAGUUAUUUCACUUUGUUUUAUCUCACUUCUUGAAGACAGUCACGAGGGUGCAUGAACACUAGUCAUCAGGAAAGGGGUCGUCUCCCCAAGCUUGUUUAACCACCUCAUAUAGUCAGAACACACGUGUCGACACAAGGCUUGAGGAUCUCCGUGGGAAUACUGUCCCCUCGCGGUGCCUCAUUUCGCCGUCUCAGUAUUGUGUCGAAUGUAUCACCCUGGCAAGGGGUUUUACAUAACACUAUUCAUGUCAAAAAGGAUGGAGUUCUGCUGCAGAGGAGAACGAGGGGGUAAUGGGUUAUUCAUCGAGUCGAGGUGCUGGAAGUGCUUGUACCAGCACUCGACCUUGGUCGAGUUGUCAGCCAUCAAGCCAUCACUCAUAUCGCAAACAAAAUCACUUUAUACCUAGGGCCCGCCACUAACCUGGCGAAGUAGUUGGUGCUGUUUUCGAGUGUCACGGACGUUUCAAGCCUGCCCAUUGUAAGUCACCACUCAAAUCCAAUCAUUUUUACCGUCAUCUCCAGCUGACUUUGCCGUCUUUUUCAUAUUUAACUUAAUGGCUGUUUUGAGACCUAGCUCAAGGUGUUUGACCAGACAUGUGGUGUUUGAGAUUACUCGACCAUUCCGUUGUUUCUGGGCGAAUUCAAGCAUUAUUUCAGCCGUUUUGCGAACUGAGGACUUCAGCGCUGACCAUUCGCCUUUGUCUUCUCCGACUCGGGCUGCAAAAAACUGAACAAAGCUUCUGCCUUGCUUGAUUAACGUAAUUUUACGACAUGAAGGCGUCCGGUAUUGGACAUUUUGGCACGGAUGAAGUUAAUUUUCAAGCAAGUGUAAGUAAAAACAUGGUCUGUUCCACAGACACUUCCGGUUUCGACACCAUUGUUUGGAUUCAAGGUUGGCGAAUGCUUGUGUCUAUACUGGAAGCAAGUCUCGGUGCCCAAGCACUUGCCCUUGUUAGCAAAUCCCAGCACCCUUUCGUCGUAUUUGCGUUGAAGGCCAAGUCUAGACUGGUCAAGAAGACGGUUGUUUGAAAAACCGUUUCCCCUACCUCAACCAUUCCCGGCCUGACAACAACCAAUGCAUCAUGAGGGAAUCUUCCGGCCACUUCUGAUAACCUCAAACAAAAGUUUUCUUGAUCGCGCUCAUCGGUAGUUUAUGUUGGUCCGUAUUCAGGAACGGUGCAUUUUUUACUAGCGCCCCCUUCAGCCGGUCAUUUGCUGAUUUCUACGCAAGCAGCGCAUGGUUCUUCUGUCUUGAGGUAGUGAUGACCACUCCAUGUCCCCCUCGGUUCCGCGUACGCCGUGCCAUAAAUAAUAGUGCCCUGUUAUGACAUUUUCAUGAGAUUUCUUGGACGUGCUUUGUGUCCCCAACAGCCACCAAUAUUGCUUGUCCGAGGUUGUCACCUCCAGCUGCUAGUAAGGCAGCAGUGGUAAGCAGGAUUGCUUAAUUGUGGUUCACGGUCAUCACGCCACAGUGUCGUCAAUGAAUUUUGCGUUUUUUUAUUAGUCGGCGUGCGAGACUCCGGCCCUUCGCACAGUAGUAACUCGGUGACUGUUGGUCCGCAACCCUGCUGAUUUUGCGCAUGACCUUACUUGUGGUCUGUUUUAUCAUCCACUAUCCUAUUUGCUUCAUAUGGUCAGUAACUAGGAAAUACACUUGCGCCCUCCUCCGUCUCCGGUCUUCUUGACUCUGUCUUGACACUGGAUCCAGGUGGGGAGUGGGGAGGAGGGAGUGCGGCAGAUGCUGCGCAAGUCAGUAACUAGGAAACAGCACGCGUCGAAAUGCGUCUUAAGUCGUUCUGCCGAAAAGUGGCCUUAGUAAAAAUUCCAAGGAAGUUCAAAGACGAGUUCGCCUAUCUUUCGCUAAAUAAAACUGAACUGACACUCGAUCUAAAGCAGGCAUCUUUCCACAACAUUAAAGACAAGUCGGAAGCAAAGCCAUCUGGUUGCUUGCAGGGUGGGUCAGUACGAGACUGCUAUUGAUUCUAACAUGUUGUUUUUAACACCUUUCACCUAAUACCCUGCUGACUGUUUUUGUCGGAAUAAAUGCUCAACUUUUUGUUAUUUUCAGUUAUGGGUUCAUCUUCUCACAUGUAGGAUGUACAGUUUUCUUUAAAAAAAAUAAAUAUCUUAUGGCUACAUGUAUUCUUGUGAUAGUUUACAUUUUUUUCGAUCGUGCUGUCUUAUUGACACCAGGCGAACUAGGCGUUUUAUUAUUUGCAUUCCGUUUUUGAUUUUCAAAGGAACCUCGUAAGUUAGGCUGUCGCCAACAACGGUGUCUGUCGUGUGCCCCACAACUUGUGUUUUAGUAGUUUAUAGUGGUAGUAGACUUGUCCAGCACUUGCCAGUCUCCCCCCACCCACCUGGGCUCGGUGAUAAGACAAAGGGAGGACGACCGGCGGCGAUCUCGGCCAAGACAAACCAGCCCGUCUACGCGUGCCACACACGACCUGGUCCCCCCACGAUGUACCAGAUUUUUAUAGGAGAGGGCCGGCGUGGAUCCCCUCUGAGUGGAAGUGUCAUAAAAGUCACACUCAGCAGGGACCAUUAAACCUAACUCUCUGUCCUGAGAGAACUAAGUUACCCGGUCUGUUUGGAGCCUUCUAAGACACGACUUUUAGCGCGUCGUGAAGAUUCAAAGCAUAUCAGGUUUUGUUAUGGUGAGGAAGGCGAUGAAUGGCUGUGAGGAUGGAGUCCCCUGAGUCGACCUCUCACUUUCCUCUUCCGUGCACCAGUCGGCUCUUCAAACCGGUCAGCAAUUUUAUGCUGAGAUUGGACGUAAGUGGCUAGUGUGACCCGAAUCCUGCGCCUAGACGUGCCACUACACCCCCGGUGUGCAGCAGUAGUUAUGGGGCGCGCGGACACUGCGCAGUCAGGCUAAAAUCUGCUGUGUCCCAAUCUUGAUCCAGCGCCUCCAUAGCACAGCCCGUUGUUAAGGUACUCUUAAGGAAUCUACUGCAGAGUAUGCAACACGGGGUAAAAUGCCUUCAUAGGAUGCGGAACCACAUACUGUCCCAGUCCUCGGUGUAUUUAUAUCCUUCGGAUUUCGUAUUGCAUUAAUUAUCCGAGAGAUCUGCUUAAAUGAUCUAAUUUCACCCAUUGUAAGGAACUAGGAGGUUUUGUAUAAAUUUUGUCGUCAGGUAGCUUUAUACACAAUCGUCCGACCAACACCACCGCUUGCUGUGACAGUUAUUCUAUGUUUCGUCCUUGCAGGGCCGAUCGCAGCCCUUCAUCACCUGUUUGAUACUUAACCCUCCGGCUCUCUAGCCUUGCCUGUUUUCAUUUAGUCCAGCUUGAUUCAAAUUAUACGCCGUCCGCUGGUGUGUGACGCGUUUCUUUAGAAAGGAAUAGGUUAACCAUAUGUAGCACUUGUCUUAACCCCAUCUGAAACGUGUUCUGUUUUUUUUUAUAAUUGAUCACUUAUUUGUCCUACACAGGGUUAUCCUGUUUUUUUCACGCUCCAAAACUCUACCGCAUUUGUUUUUCUUCUUUUCCAUAGGAGGCGGUCGCACUCCGGCGGUGGCCUCUAAAUAAUAAUGUUGUCGCAGUCGCCACCCAUCGGUCUGUCCUCCUUUUCGACAUUCGUUGCCCAUCCAAGAUCAGGAACACAUCUGCGCGUUGUAUCUAUCCUCCUUUCUCCUCCUUUUCCUCCUGUGUGCGUUCCCUCAAUUUCUCAGGAAAUCUAGUAUCCUAUGGCACCUCAGCUGGAAAAGUACAUUUUUAUGACCUGGCAGCCGACAAGCACCUCCCUACUCAUUUAGACGUGGAGUCCAAGACGCGCCAGUCUAACCCAACCUGUGAAAUUUCCGGUUUUCCUCCAUCUGAGGUAGACGACUUGCCUGACCUAGCCUCCGACUUCGGUCCAUCAACUCGCUCUUCCUCGUCAAUAGCUCAGGAAGAGCUGCAGGAGGACGUGGCGGAACAGAUGUUCCGUCCUCCCUAUCUUUCAAAUUCCUAUUUUUCCACACCAGAAGAAGGUGAAGGCACGUCAACUGUACAACCUCAUUUGCGCGGCAGGAUCCGUUUCGCUGCCUCGCCGACCUCUCCAGAGUCCUCGGUGAUUGAUUUAGGCUCCAUGUCACUCUUGGGUUCGAUUUCGCAGACGCGCGUAGGGCUGGAGCGUUUGCGCAUCCGUCUAGCCCAGCUUCGUCAGACUACGGCAGCACUGCGGAUUCAACGAGCUUUGCUCUACUCCGUCGCGACUAACUCCGACUUUAUGCGCAACACGCAUAGUGACACGACCCCCUCCACCACUGCCGUUGAGGAAGGCAGUGGUGAAGUCGAAGAUUUUGUUGCCCAAUCGGAGGAACCCCCGCUUUCUGCCACCGCCCGAACCAGAAUGGUCUUCAGUUCGGAAGAGGCAACCAGGGCCCUCUUCAGCCGCUCUUUGGGGCUGUCUACUCCUGGCACAAACACUGCAGUCUACACCCACGAAUAUGACCCUUCGGGCACCCGCCUCUUUACCGCCGGCGGGCCUAUCGGUUCAGCCUUCUCGGGAAGCUUUGCCGUUGUGUGGGACUGA
This is a messenger RNA of Spirometra erinaceieuropaei, 7907 nucleotides long. The record is from the annotation of a GenBank genome assembly. NCBI's taxonomy places the organism in Eukaryota, Metazoa, Platyhelminthes, Cestoda, Diphyllobothriidea, Diphyllobothriidae.